Messenger RNA from Entamoeba invadens IP1, 789 nucleotides. RefSeq lists its product as hypothetical. NCBI's taxonomy places the organism in Eukaryota, Evosea, Mastigamoebida, Endamoebidae. The transcript has a single exon. Bases 1 to 789 code for a protein of 262 amino acids. The record is from RefSeq and is a predicted model, not a curated record.
AUGUUGAGCGUGUUGUGCUUCACUGUAACACUUGUUUUGGCAGGAGAAUGCCAAAAUGGAUCUAUGUGCAAUACAACCGAAUUAAAUAAGAACGUGUCUGAUUUAAGAAAAGGAAUUGAAGUGAGAAAAGCGCCUAAACGAGUAAAACACCACAAAGCACAAACAGACAAUACAACACGUCUUGAAAAUAACACGUCAAAACGGAGCGAAAAGCGUGUAAAACAUACACAUAAAAAAGUGGAGAACUUAACAAAUGUGAAACAAAUUAACUCAACAAAAGACAAUGUUACAAAUGUGACAAAAACCGAACAAACGAACAAAACAAACGCAACAACAGACACCAACGUUACAAUUCUGAAAAAACCUCAGCAAACAAAAAAGAGUAAAGUGAUCGACAAGAAAAAAGCGGAAGUGAAAAACAAGAAGCAAAAACUCCGUGCGCGGAAAUUAGCAAAGAAUGAACGAAUGAAAAACAACAUCGUCCAAAUCGAGCAAAUUAAAACCAAGAAACAACUUGAGCGAGAGAAACUUCUUGAGUAUAAAAAACAUAAAAAAAUGUUAACAAAGCGAGACAAAGAACGUCUCGAGCGUUUGAAGACUGAAAAAAAGAAAGCUCGACAACAAGUCAAAGAGGAGAAAGCUAAGAUGAAGCAAUUGAAGAAAGUUGAGAAGGAGACCGCCAAUAAAGAGAAAGCUUUAUGGCUGAAGCAGUUGAUUAAAGUUCAGCGCCGUCAUCGUAAAGAGCUCAAGCAUGAAGAAGAGAUGAAAAAUGUCAUAAUUGAUAUGUAA